AUGAACGUGACAAAGAGAAAGGUUAGGAUAUGUGGAUGUGGCUUCCCUGUUGUUCAAAGAACUUCAUGGACACAUGAUAAUCCUGGAAGAAAAUCCGUGGGCUGCAAAUUCUAUGAUUUCUCAACUGGUAAGGCUCGUUGUGAUGCGUUCGAUUGGGUGGAUGAAGUAAUUUUGGAAUGGCAGAAAGAUGUGACUAAUGUCCUGAUUGCUGAGAAACAGAGAUUGAUUGGUGAAGUGAAAGUCCUCGAGGCAAGGAUUGAUUGUAUUCAACGUGAUAAUAAUCGGGUGCACGAUGAGCAUGAGAAGAUGAAGAUUAAGUAUCACAAGAUGAAGAAGAUGACAGAAGGUGGUGUGAAGGCAGGGAUUAGGAAUGAUCACGUCCUAAUUCUUGUAUGUUUUAGUGCUAUUGUUUCAAUUGAUGUCAGUGUAAUGUAUGCCAAGGUUUUUGGUUAA
Spinacia oleracea (spinach) is the source of this 453-nucleotide messenger RNA. RefSeq lists its product as uncharacterized. The transcript has a single exon. The record is from RefSeq and is a predicted model, not a curated record. Lineage: Eukaryota; Viridiplantae; Streptophyta; Magnoliopsida; Caryophyllales; Amaranthaceae. Bases 1 to 453 code for a protein of 150 amino acids. Gene Ontology annotation, molecular function: zinc ion binding.